GUCGACUUUUACGACCUAAUAGCAAAAUGGAUAAAAGAUGUUUCUUCUCCUUUAGCCUGGUUUAUCCUUUUGUUUUGGCUUCCACCAUUGCAGCAGCUUCUGCUCAAAGGUGCGGACCGAUUAAGGCUACCGACCAGGAUCGGCUUCAGUUUGCUCUGAACUUGGAAUUUCUUGAAGCAGAAUUCUUCUGCUAUGGCUCACUUGGUCGCGGGCUUCAUUCUAUUGAUCCAGCUCUAGCCGAUGGUGGUCCUCCUCCAAUUGGAGCCCAAAAGGCCAAUCUUGAUCCUGUUACCCGUCAAAUUAUCGAGGAAUUUUGUUAUCAAGAAGUUGGGCAUCUCAGGGCUAUUAAAACAACGGUUGGCGGAUUAAGAAUGCCUCUAUAUGAUUUCAGACGAACAAGUUUUGCAAAAACGUUUGAUGUAGCAGUGGGCAGGAAAUUGGACCCUCCGUUUAACCCUUACAUGAACACAGUCAACUAUCUAAUAGCAUCUUACGUUAUACCUUAUGUAGGACUGGUAGGAUACGUUGGCACCAUUCCAGAACUGGCCAACUACACUACUAAGGCACUUGCUGCAUCAUUGUUGGGCGUGGAGGCAGGACAGGAUGCAGUCAUAAGAGCACUACUAUACGAGAAAGCCGAUGAGAAAGUGAAGCCUUAUAAUAUAACAGUUGCGGAGUUUACUAGUCGAAUAUCAAACUUUAGGAAUGAGCUGGGGAUGUGUGGAAUCAAAGAUGAAGGUAUAAUUGUACCCAGAGAACUUGGAGCUGAGAAGAGAACUCAAAGUAAUGUAUUAUCAGCAGAUGCAAACUCACUCUCAUAUGCCCGUACACCACCUGAGAUUUUAAGGAUAUUAUAUGGAACUGGCGAUGAAAGUAAGCCUGGUGGUUUUCUGCCUCAGGGUGGAAACGGUAGGAUUGCAAAGAGUUUUCUGCCUUGAAUUUAGUAUUAUGGGUUAGAUAAUUUAUAUAUAUUACUCAUUAAUGUAAGAUUUAUAUAAAUAUACUUUAUGGGUAAUUUGUAUCCAUGUAGCCGAGCUUAAACAAAUAAUAAGAAUAAUAAUGCUCGAGUUUAAUGCAUUCAGGAUCAGUGCUAAAUAAAGUAUUAUUCUCUUUC
Molecule: messenger RNA, 1114 nt
Organism: Ricinus communis (castor bean)
Lineage: Eukaryota; Viridiplantae; Streptophyta; Magnoliopsida; Malpighiales; Euphorbiaceae
Product: desiccation-related protein PCC13-62
Exons: 3
Coding region: 27-938 (303 amino acids)
Source: RefSeq, a predicted model, not a curated record